Molecule: messenger RNA, 936 nt
Organism: Sorex araneus (European shrew)
Lineage: Eukaryota; Metazoa; Chordata; Mammalia; Eulipotyphla; Soricidae
Product: olfactory receptor 4C15-like
Exons: 1
Coding region: 1-936 (311 amino acids)
Biological process (GO): G protein-coupled receptor signaling pathway
Cellular component (GO): membrane
Molecular function (GO): G protein-coupled receptor activity; olfactory receptor activity
Source: RefSeq, a predicted model, not a curated record
AUGCAAAACCAAAGCUUUGUAACUGAAUUUAUCCUCCUGGGACUUUCACAGAAUCCACAUGUUCAGAAAAUUGUCUUUGUUAUAUUUCUGUUGAUCUACAUAGCCACUGUCUGUGGGAAUCUGCUGAUAGUGGCGACCAUCCUCAACAGUCCGACACUCUUGGGUUCCCCAAUGUACUUCUUCCUGGCCUUCCUGUCAUUCCUGGAUGCAUGCUUCUCUUCAGUUAUCACCCCUAAAAUUAUUGUGGAUUCCCUCUAUAAGAAGAAAACCAUCUCCUUUCGUGGCUGCAUGACCCAGCUCUUCGCUAGCCACUUCUUAUCUGGGACAGAAGUGAUUGUCCUCACAGCCAUGGCUUUUGACCGGUAUGUGGCCAUCUGCAAACCCUUGCACUACACUACUAUCAUGAACUCAAGGCUCUGUGGCAUUCUGAUUGGAGUGGCCUGGACAGGGGGCUUUCUGCAUUCCAUUAUACAAGUUCUCUUUACUUUUCGACUGCCAUUCUGUGGACCCAAUGUCAUUGAUCACUUUUUGUGUGACUUGUACCCCUUAUUGAAGCUUGCCUGCACCGAUACUUAUGUCUUUGGCCUUUUGGUGGUGGCCAACAGUGGGCUCAUUUGCAUCUUAAUCUUCUGUAUGUUGCUUGUGUCCUACGGGGUCAUCCUGUUCUCCCUGAGAAACCACAGCACUGAAGGACAGAGGAAAGCCCUCUCCACUUGUGGGUCUCAUGUUGCUGUUGUGGUUUUGUUCUUUGUCCCAUGCAUAUUCGAGUAUGCACGGCCUCCAACAUCUUUCUCCUUUGACAAAAUAGUGGAGACAUUCUACACAGUGCUAACUCCUUUACUCAAUCCCUUAAUUUACACUUUCAGGAAUAAGGAAGUGAAAAAUGCCAUGAGGAAACUGUGGAAUAGAUUAAUGGUGGUUUCUGUUGAAAAAUAA